GUCAACGAAAAUACUUUAUAAUGCGCUUAUAUUGGGAUCCAGAUGCUUGCUGGACCUGACGAGACAGCUCAACGUCCGGUGAACGAUCUACACCAUGCUCGGCCAGACCUUGCCGAGCUUCAGCGCAGGGAAAUUGAAAUUCUUGAAGGGAGAGCCAACUGAUAUACCACCCAAAGGGCACCCAGCUGUGAUCGAGCUCUGGGCAACAUGGUGCGGCCCAUGCCGCAUGGUGUUCCCGCAUCUCUCGGAACUUGCCCGCGCAUACAAGGACAAGGGCCUGAAAGUGGUGAGCAUCUGUGUGGAGCAAGACUCGCCAGCGCUGCAGCAGUUUGUGGACCAGCAGGGCUCCAAGAUGGACUACACGGUAGCAGUGGAUCCCAGCGGUGAGGCGGGGCAGCAGCUGAUGGCGGCAGCGAAGGUGUCAGGCAUUCCACACGCCUUUGUGGUUGAUCGAGAUGGCGUUGUGCGCUUCGGUGGCCACCCUAUGGAUCCCGGCUUCGAGGCAGCCAUCAAGAAGGUGGUGGACGGGGCACCUGCCCCCAAGCAGGAGAAGCCAAAACCGGCGCCGGUGAGUCAGAGCAGGGAGGAGCUGUCCGGGCUGCCGGUGCGCGAGCUGAAGGGCAUGCUGCAGGAGAGGGGCGUAGGUAUGACCGGCAUCGCUGAGAAGGGGGAGCUAGUGCAGCUCAUCCUGGACCGCUGCACGUGAUAAAAAAAGGCCAUGGCCAUCAUGAUGUAUACUAUAUGUAGUACAUGUUGGGACUCAGAAACGCAUGCUAUGGAUUGUUGCAUUGGCUUGGAGUGGCAUUGUGGGUGCUUGAGACAGAAGAUUGUGAAAGCCAGAACCAGCAGGGAUAAAGCGAAGGGAACUGCAAAAACACCUGUGUCAGCUGUGCAUGUGCGUGUACCAAAGUGAACUGCCGCUUGCAGUUCGAUCACUAUUAGCCUAACAGAGCUUUUCUGGAGCGUGUAGGAUACCAGGAACACUCUGAUCGUGCUGCGACUUUGUUUGUGCUGUAGCAUAAGAAAAACUUUAGUGAGAAGGACCUAGCUAGGCCUGGAAAUGCCGUGUGAGAUAAACACCUGCCAGAUGUCUCUUGGGCUUGUGGCCCAGUGUCAGAGUACCCGCAUCUGUAAACAAUUUGAAUGC
Molecule: messenger RNA, 1147 nt
Organism: Coccomyxa subellipsoidea C-169
Lineage: Eukaryota; Viridiplantae; Chlorophyta; Trebouxiophyceae; Coccomyxaceae
Product: thioredoxin-like protein
Exons: 5
Coding region: 95-706 (203 amino acids)
Molecular function (GO): oxidoreductase activity
Source: RefSeq, a predicted model, not a curated record